This is a messenger RNA of Metarhizium acridum CQMa 102, 2538 nucleotides long. Lineage: Eukaryota; Fungi; Ascomycota; Sordariomycetes; Hypocreales; Clavicipitaceae. The record is from RefSeq and is a predicted model, not a curated record.
AUGAUGACCACCGCCCUUCCGUACAUGAACCGGCAAAACGCCAUGAACAAUCGAUCGAAUGGGUCCCUAUCCAAUCGACGAGCGUCUCUCUCCUCAUUUCCGUCAUCGCGGUCGCCAUCGCAGAUGUCCCAAAAUUCUCGUCAAGCCAGGUCACCCCAGUUUCCUGUGACCGAGACAGACCGCACCUCGGAUCCGAGUUCCAAGUCCAAGACGCCGUCACUAGCUCCAUCAUCUCAGCACUCGUCCUUGUCGGCACCUUAUCGAUUGAACGCCGAUGCCCGGUCGUCGAGAAGGCUCAGGUCGCAGUAUCCCCGUGGGUCAGCCGAUAACCAUGUCGAGUAUAUCCUUGUGGCCUCGUUUGACAUUGACAGAGGUCCUGUUAUGGAACACCAAUAUCCAGUCGCCAUUACUGGAGAUGAAAACAUGCUGGCGGAGCUUAUGCUCCCUGAUCAGGCACAUGCUCGAAACCAAGACUGGACUAUAUUUUUCUUGCACAAAGAUAGCAGCCAAGAGGAAGAGGAUGCCGAGAGACAGGCAAGGGAGCGGAGGAGACAAAUACGCAGGAGAAGGCGAAAUAGAGCGGCUGGGGUCAUAUCUGAGGAUGAGGAGGAAUUUGACGACGAGGACGAUGAUGAUGAAGAUGUAGACGACGAAUCCACCGACAGCGAACCCGAGGGCGGAGAAGGCCCGCCACUGAUUUAUGUAUUGAACCUUGUCAACACCAAACAUGACAAGUCUGUAAAGCGUGGUGCCAUCGUCAAAGCCAUGGCUAUUUGUACGAGGCAUCCCUUUCUGCACAUUUACAAGGUGAGUCGAGCGACAACUAUUUUCCAGCUACGCAUCAAGCUAAUAAUAAACCUUUGCGGCCCACAGCCUCUGCUCUUACUUGCCUUGGAAGAGUAUUUCAAGUCCCCUGUCCCUGAAACCCUUUCCAUGCUUUACGAUGCCGUCAAUGCCAUGGAUUUGUCUCUUAUGCCCCGGCUCAGCAUCCUCGAAAGGCACCUCUUGUUAGCUAGUGAGAAUCGUGACCUAUUUGUCGAGAAGUUUGAGCAAAUGAUUCAAAUUCGAAUGGCCGAGGACAAAGCCGAUGGAUUAAUGGACGGACAAAUUGAGGAUUCAAGAAGUCCUGUCAAAUCGGGCGGGAUAUCUCGCGCCGGCACGAAAGCUCACGUCGAGGGUGGAAGCCAAUCCUUGUACUCAGUCCCCAGGGAUACGCACGAAUUUGAGAGCAAGGUCAUGUACAAAGGAAUUCCGAUCCCAAUCAAGGUUCCUACGGCCGUCAUGCCAGAGACAGUGGGCGACUUCUCCUUGAUCAAGCUCAUUCAAAACUUUUCGGAACCGCACGCGAAGUCGCCGCAGGCAUUCACCCUUCAUCCCCACCUGACAACCAAUGGCGCCGGCACACAUCCCAUUAUUGUUCUUGUCAAUGCGUUACUGACGCAAAAGCGAAUCAUCUUUUUGGGUCACAACAUGCCUUCAGGUGAGGUUGCCGAGGCUGUCCUUGCUGCCUGUGCUCUUGCGUCUGGUGGGCUGUUGCGUGGCUUCACUCGACACGCUUUCCCCUAUACCGACCUGACCAAGAUCGACGAUCUCUUAAACGUCCCUGGCUUUAUUGCCGGUGUCACCAACCCUACUUUUGAGAUGCAUCCCGAAUGGUGGGACAUUCUCUGCGAUCUGCCGAGCGGCCGCAUCAAGAUUAGCAGCAAGAUUGAGUCAGCCGCCGUGACGGAGGGGUUGUUGUACUUUCAGCAACAGAAUCCAACAUUGGCGACCGUGGCCAGCGGCAACGCUAAUAACAACCAAGACUUGACGGGCGAUGGAGCUUUCAUGAUAGAUAUUCUGAAAAGCAUUGCUGUGCGCCAUGGCGAGAGAGUCAUUCGCGCGAAAUGGAGAGACUGGGUCACGAAAUUCACCCGCAUCGCAGCCCAAUUUGAAGAGAGCGUGUAUGGAGCAAGCGCUUUGUAUAUUGGCAGUGAGGACCAAGAUAUCACUCUUCCGGGGGCCAGCGGCCACGGCUAUGUCUGGUCAGAUGACGCGGCGAAGAAUAAGGAACUCGCCGGGAAUGUGACCAGAAUUGAAGGCUGGCGAAACACCCGGAGCUACUACAGCUACAUCCAGGACCUCGCGCAGGUAUAUACGGUUCGGCCAUUAAAGGGUCUUGACUUGGCACACAUGCACGACAGGCUACGAAUGCAACGGCUAUCUCCCAGCCAGAGCAAAGAUAUUUACCUCACGCUUUCAAAGUGUAUACAUUCCUACGACGAGAUCUGCCUUCUGCUAAACGUAGCACCCGAGUCACACGCUGGCCUCUUCUAUGUCGCCCUCGGACUGUUCCACCAAGAUCGCGAGGUGCGUCUAAAGACGAGCGAGCUCCUGAGUCGUAUUGCGGAGCACGAAGCUGGCCAACACUGGUGGAGGGGCCUCAGCCGCUUCGAGAAGCUGGCCUAUGAGCGCAUUCGCAGGGAAAUCAAUCUGGAAAUUCGUGCAAAGCUAGAGAAGGAAGGGCUCAGUCCCAGCUACGAACGGAGAAUCAGCUAA